UUCGUAUCAGUUAACCAUCGGGCCGGAAUUAAUUUGGGUCUAAAAACCGGUCAAACAAACGAAAAAAAAAAUGUCGCUCAAGUUCGCGCUGUUCGCACUCUUCGUUUCGACGGUGUUCGCGCGCUCCACGAGUUUCACCAACGAAAACUCUAUAGACGAUAGUGAAACUCCCCGGGCCUCCUCCGAUUCCUACUCUUACCUGAACGACUUCCGGUACAUGUACAAGGUUUACCAGGAGUGCGCCACUCAGGACGUGACCUCAUGUUUGAAGUUGAAGUUACUGGCCGCCCUGGAUAGGGCCGCGAGGAGUUACAACUUGAACGUGCUGGAUGGCGUCAGUUUCGUCAAGGAUCCCGAAGCUGUCGCGGCUGAGGAACCGGUCAAGAGUGAAGCUGAGAUCGAAGCUAACCUGCCGAGGGCUUUGGGGGAGAAGGAUCAGGCGCUCACCGGGAUGAUUUUGAAUAAAGUUGGAAGUUUUUUGGAAACUCAUACGCUUCAGAUCAAGCUCCCAUCGUCCGCAGACCUCGCCCGUAGCUUCAGCAAUAGCCAAGAGGAAGAAGGGCGUGGCAAGAAAGGGGGUGGCAAAAAGGGCGGCGGUGGUAUGCUCCUGCUGCCCCUCAUCCUCGGAGGUACCAUGGUACCAUUAGCGCUUGGUGCCUUGGCCCUUUUGGCUGGUAAAGCCCUCAUCAUUUCCAAAUUGGCUUUGGUGCUGGCCGGUAUCAUCGGUCUCAAGAAACUUUUGGCUGGAAACUCCGGACAUCACGAAACUCCACACGUGGAAGUCGUGUCUGGACACCACGGGUCUGGAUGGGGCAGGUCGUAUGAUAAGGAGGAGGCCGCCAGGUUGGCGUAUCAAGCGUAUCAACCCAAAAAGGAGGAAUGAUCAUGUGAGGGACGCUCAGGAGUUACGAGAGAGUUUAUUAUUUAUUUAAAUUAUUUUUAUGUUUAAGGAUUAUUUGUUUGUAAAAUAAACCAAAUUGUUUUAUAAAAUUA
Molecule: messenger RNA, 993 nt
Organism: Anthonomus grandis grandis
Lineage: Eukaryota; Metazoa; Arthropoda; Insecta; Coleoptera; Curculionidae
Exons: 2
Coding region: 71-883 (270 amino acids)
Source: RefSeq, a predicted model, not a curated record